This is a messenger RNA of Podarcis lilfordi (Lilford's wall lizard), 11202 nucleotides long. The record is from the annotation of a GenBank genome assembly. NCBI's taxonomy places the organism in Eukaryota, Metazoa, Chordata, Lepidosauria, Squamata, Lacertidae.
AUGGAAGGGGGAAGAUGGACGGUUGACCUGGUCAGGUUGUCUCCUGCAUCCCUCCCCACAACCUCUGAGCGUUCCCUCCCAGGGACCUCCGAGAGAUCUGGUGAGUUCUUCUUUUUAUAUAAGAUUUUUUAUUAGGAAUUACAACAUAACAUUUUAUCAAUAAAGCAUAUCAUCCUCAUUCCCCCCUCCAUUUUCCCCUCCCCCUCCCCAAAAUAGAACCCCCCCCCACCACUCCCAGACUUCCCUCAGCUCCUCUCUCUGGUUUUUCCAUACUUAUAAUUCUCUGCAUAUUAUAAAAUUGUAAAAAUCCUUAACCUAUCUGACUAUAUGUUCUUAAUAAUAAAAAUGUGAAUGUUGAUUCAAAACCUGCCAAGGAGUCCAGUUCAUUUUGUUGUCUCUUUAAAUGCUUUGUAAAGGGUUCCAAUUCUUCUUAUCAGUUGUUCUUAUCACGUAGUUUGUAUGUGAAUUUCGCCAAUUCCGCUUAGUCCAUCUAUUUCUCUUGCCAUAGUUCUUUAGUUGGGGUUUCUUCAUUCUUCCAUCCUUGUGCUAUUAAGACUCUUGCUGCCAUUGUUGCAUACAUAAAGAUAUUCUUAAAUUUCCUUGGCAGGUCUUUCCCUAAAAUUCCUAACAAAAAUACUUCAGGUUUUUUAACAAAUGUUAAUUGGAACAUUUUCUUCAACUCAUUAUAUAUUGUUUCCCAAAAAUUUCUAAUCUUACUGCAAUCCCACCACAUAUGGGAAAAAGUCCCUUCUUUUUCCUUACAUUUCCAACACAUGUUUGAACUGGAUUUAUGCAUUCUUCCUAUCUGUACUGGUGUUAUAUACCAUCUGUACAUAAUUUUCAUAUAAUUUUCUUUCAACAGAGAGCAAUCUGUAAAUUUUAAAUCAGUUUUCCACAAUCUUUCCCAGUCUUCAAACAUUAUAUUGUGACCUAUAUCCUGUGCCCAUUUAAUCAUUACUGUUUUCACCUCUUCAUCUUUUGUUUCCCAUUCUAACAGAAUACUAUAUGCAGCUUUCAGCAGCUUCACCUUCCCUUGUACGACUUCCUUUUGGAAUCUGGAUGUCGUAUAGCUAAAUCCUUUCUUAUUAUCUUCUUUGUAUAUUUCAUGUAGUUGCCAAUAAUGUAACCAACUCUGAAAAUGGUAUUUUAUUUCCUCAUAGUCUCUUAAUUUCCAUUUUCCUUCUCGGUCUUUUAACAGAUCAGCAUACAUAAGCCACUUUCCUUUCUUUCCGAGUGGUUUGAGCAUAAAGCUUUGUGUGGUGAAAGCCACCAAGGAGUCUUUUGUUCUAACAGAUCUUUAUCUCUCUCCCAUACUCUCAUUAAUGAUUUCCUAAUUAUGUGAUUGUAGAAACUUUUAUGUACCUUCCCUUUCCCAUACCAUAAGUAUGCGUGCCAGCCAAAUCUGUUGUCAUGCCCUUCCAAUUCUAAUGCUUCUUGCUUUUCCAACUUCAUCCAGUCCCUAAUCCAAACCAGGCAGGCAGUUUCAUAGUAUAAUUUAAGGUCUGGGAGAGCAUAACUGCCUCUAUCUUUUAUGUCUGUAAGUAUCUUAUAUUUUAUCCUUGGCCUUUUGCCCCCCCAGAUAAACUUAGAAAUUUCUUUCUGCCAGUUUUUAAAACAUUCGUCUUUCACAAUUAUUGGGACUGAUUGGAAGAGGAAUAGCAUUUUUGGCAGCACAUUCAUUUUGGCCGCUGCUAUUUUCCCUAACAGUGAGAGAUUCAUUCUGCUCUAUAUUUAUAAAUUUCUUUUUACCUCAAGCCAUUUUUCCCCAUAAUUAUCUUUGUAUAAAUUUAUAUUUCUUGAUGUUAGCCAUGUCCCUAAAUACUUAACCUUUUUAUGGACUUCUAUCUCAGUGUUUUGCUCCAAUUCCUUUUUUUUUCAUCCUUCAAAUUUUUAAGUAGUAAUUUUGUUUUAUUCCUGUUUAAUUUAAAUCCUGCCACUUCCCCAAAAUUCUGGAUCUUUUCUAUGACUUUAGGGAGUGAAGUUUUUGGGUCUUCCACAGUUAUCACUAAAUCAUCAGAAUAUCCUUUUAAUUUAAAUUUGCUUUUCCCAGUUUUUACACCUAUAAUCUCUUUAUCUCCUCUAAUAUUUCUGGCAAGUACUUCCAGUACCAGAAUGAACAACAGUGGUGAUAAUGGACAUCCUUGUCUGGUUCCUUUUUGUAUCUUACAUUCAUCCAUUAUCACCUGAUUUAUAAUUAAUUUUCUUUUUGCUCUGAGUAAAUUGCUGAUAUUCCUUUUAAAAAUUUAGGGCCACAUUUAAUUUCUUUUCGUUUUUAACCUCCAGGUAUUCUAUUAAAUUCAGAAUAUUCCUUAUAUUCUCCUUCAUUUGUCUACGUCCUUCGGAGGACAACCAAAUUUAAGCACAAAUUCGACCCACAGCUGUGAGGCAUUCACGAGCUUUUUUGUGGAGAAAGUCCUGUUGCUCCGCUGAGACCUCCCUGCCAAUUUAGAUACAGUGACUGAACUGGAGGCCCCUCGACUGACUUAAGGUCCAGUGUUGGACCACUUUGAUCGGAUACUCCCUGCUGAUGUGGAUAGAUUCCUCUAAGUUAGUAGGCCCACCACCUGCCUCCUUGAUCCGUGCCCAUCUUGGCUGAUAAGGGCAUGUCCAGAUGUCGCGCGGACCCCCCUGGUUGAAAUUAUCAAUUUGUCCCUUGGCAUGGGGACAUUCCCAGGGGAACUGAAGGAAGCAGUGGUGUGUCCACUCUUAAAGAAAACUUCACUAGAUCCCUUGUUGUUGUUUAGUCGUUUAGUCGUGUCCGACUCUUCGUGACCCCAUGGACCAGAGAACGCCAGGCACCUCUGUCCUCCACUGCCUCCCGCAGUUUGGUCAAACUCAUGCUGGUAACCUCGAAAACACUAUCCAACCAUCUCGUCCUCUGUCGCCCCCUUCUCCUUGUGCCCUCCAUCUUUCCCAACAUCAGGGUCUUCUCCAGGGAGUCUUCUCUUCUCAUGAGGUGGCCAAAGUACUGGAGCCUCAGCUUCACGAUCUGUCCUUCCAGUGAGCACUCAGGGCUGAUUUCCUUAGGAAUGGAUAGGCUUCUUGCAGUCCAUGGGACUCUCAAGAGUCUCCUCCAGCACCAUAAUUCAACAGCAUCAAUUCUUCGGCAAUCAGCCUUCUUUAUGGUCCAGCUCUCACUUCCAUACAUCACUACUGGGAAAACCAUAGCUUUUACUAUACAAACCUUUGUUGGCAAGGUGAUGUCUCUACUUCUCAAAAUGCUGUCUAGGCCUGUCAUUGCCCUUCUCCCAAGAAGCAGGCGUCUUUUAAUUUCGUGGCUGCUGUCACCAUCUGCAGUGAUCAUGGAGCCCAAGAAAGUAAAAUCUCUCACUGCCUCCAUUUCUUCCCCUUCUAUUUGCCAGGAGGUGAUGGGACCAGUGGCCGUGAUCUUCGUUUUUUUGAUGUUGAGCUUCAGACCAUAUUUUGCGCUCUCCUCUUUCACCCUCAUUAAAAGGUUCUUUAAUUCCUCCUCACUUUCUGCCAUCAAGGUUGUGUCGUCUGCAUAUCUGAGGUUGUUGAUAUUUCUUCCGGCAAUCUUAAUUCCGGCUAGGGAUUCAUCCAGCCCAGCCUUUCGCAUGAUGAAUUCUGCAUAUAAGUUAAAUAAGCAGGGAGACAAUAUACAGCCUUGUCGUACUCCUUUCCCAAUUUUGAACCAAUCAGUUAUUCCAUAUCCAGUUCUAACUGUCGCUUCUUGUCCUACAUAGAGAUUUCUCAGGAGACAGAUGAGGUGAUCAGGCACUCCCAUUUCUUUAAGGACUUGCCAUAGUUUGCCGUGGUCGACACAGUCAAAGUCUUUUGCAUAGUCAGUGAAGCAGAAGUAGAUGUCUUUCUGGAACUCUCUAGCUUUUUCCAUAAUCCAGCGCAUGUUUGCAAUUUGGUCUCUGGUUCCUCUGCCUCUUCUAAAUCCAGCUUGCACUUCUGGGAGUUCUUGGUCCACAUACUGCUUGAGACUUCCUUGUAGAAUUUUAAGCAUAACACUGCUAGUGUGUGAAAUGAGUGCCAUUGUGCGGUAGUUGGAGCAUUCUUUGGCACUGCCCUUCUUUGGGAUUGGGAUGUAGACUGAUCUUCUCCAAUCUUCUGGCCACUGCUGAGUUUUCCAAACUUGCUGGCAUAUUGAGUGUAGCACCUUAACAGCAUCAUCUUUUAAAAUUUUAAAUAGUUCAGCUGGAAUACCAUCACUUCCACUGGCCUUGUUAUUAGCAGUGCUUUCUAAGGCCCAUUUGACUUCACUCUCCAGGAUGUCUGGCUCAAGGUCAGCAACCACACUACCUGGGGUGUACGAGACAUCUAUAUCUUUCUGGUAUAAUUCCUCUGUGUAUUCUUGCCACCUCUUCUUGAUGCCUUCUUCUGUUAGGUCCUUUCCACUUUUGUCCUUUAUUAUGGUAAUCUUUGUAUGAAAUGUUCCUUUCAUAUCUCCAAUUUUCUUGAACAGAUCUCUGGUUCUUCCCAUUCUAUUGCUUUCCUCUAUUUCUUUGCAUUGCUCAUUUAAGAAGGUCUUCUUGUCUCUCCUUGCUAUUCUUUGGAAAUCUGCAUUCAAUUUCCUGUAUCUUUCACUAUCUCCCUCGCAUUUUGCUUGCCUUCUCUCCCCCGCUAUUUGUAAGGCCUCAUUGGACAGCCACUUUGCUUUCUUGCAUUUCCUUUUCAUUGGGAUGGUUUUCGUUGCUGCCUCCUGUAUAAUGUUGCGAGCCUCCAUCCAUAGUUCUUCAGGCACUCUGUCCACCAAAUCUAAAUUCUUAAACCUGUUCCUCACUUCCACUGUGUAUUCAUAAGGGAUUUGAUUUAGAUUGUAUCUUACCGGCCCAGUGGUUUUUCCUACUUUCUUCAGUUUAAGCUUGAAUUUUGUUAUAAGAAGCUGAUGAUCUGAGCCACAGUCAGCUCCAGGUCUUGUUUUUGCUGACUGUAUAGAGCUUCUCCAUCUUUGGCUGCAGAGAAUAUAAUCAAUCUGAUUUUGAUGCUGCCCAUCUGGUGAUGUCCAUGUGUAGAGUCGUCUCUUGUGUUGUUGGAAAAGAGUGUUUGUGAUGACCAGCUUGUUCUCUUGACAGAACUCUAUUAGCCUUUGCCCUGCUUCGUUUUGAUCUCCAAGGCCAAACUUGCCAGUUGUUCCUUUUAUCUCUUGACUCCCUACUUUAGCAUUCCAAUCCCCUAUAAUGAGAAGAACAUCCUUCUUUGGUGUCACUUCUAUAAGGUGUUGUAAGUCUUCAUAGAAUUGGUCAAUUUCAGUUUCUUCAGCACCAGUAGUUGGUGCAUAAACUUGGAUUACUGUGAUGUUAAAAGGUCUGCCUUGGAUUCGUAUCUGGAUCAUUCUGUCAUUUUUGAGAUUGCAUCCCAGUACAGCUUUCGCCACUCUUUUGUUGACUAUGAGGGCCACUCCAUUUCUUUUACGGGUUUCUUGCCCACAGUAGUAGAUAUGAUAGUCAUCCGAACUGAAUUCACCCAUUCCCGUCCAUUUUAGUUCACUGAUGCCCAGGAUGUCAAUAUUUAUUCUUGCCAUCUCAUUUUUGACCACAUCCAACUUACCCAGGUUCAUGGUUCUUACAUUCCAGGUUCCUAUGCAAUAUUUUUCUUUAUGGCAUUGGACUUUCCUUUCGCUUCCAGGCAUAUCCGCAACUGAGCGUCCUUUCGGCUUUGGCCCAGCCGCUUCAUCAGCUCUGGAUCUACUUGUACUUGUCCUCCGCUCUUCCCCAGUAGCAUGUUGGACACCUGAGGGGCUCAUCUUCCAGCGUCAUAACUUUUAUAUGCCUGUUGUCUUUGUCCAUGGAGUUUUCUUGGCAGGGAUACUGGAGUGGCUUGCCGGUUCCUCCUCCAGGUGGAUCACGUUUGGUCAAAACUCUCCACUAUGACCUGUUCAUCUUGGGUGCCCUGCUUGGCAUAGUUCAUAGCUUCUCUGAGUUCUUCAAGCCCCUUCGCCACGGCAAGGCAGUGAUCCAUGAAGGGGAUCCUAGAUCCCUUAGAUCUAUCCAAUUACCGCGCAGUUUCAAAUCUUCCAUAUCUGGGUAAGGUAAUUGAGAGAGUGGUUGCUGAACAGCUUGGUAGGUUUCAGGAGGAAACAUCGGCUUUAGAUCUAUUUCAGACCGGUUUCCGUCCUGGUUUUGGGACCGAGACAGCUCUGGUUGCCCUAACAGAUGAUCUCCGUAGACAACUGGAUUGAGGCGGGUCAGGAGUGCUGAUCCUUUUAGAUUUCUCAGCAGCCUUUGACAUGGUCGAUCAUGAUCUUCUGGACCACCGCCUCACCUACGUGGGGAUACAGGGCAUAGCCCAUAAAUGGCUGUGCUCUUUUAUCUCUGGUCGGGGACAGAGGGUGGCACUAGGGAGGGAAAUGUCGUCGCACCACUCCUUGGUGUGUGGAGUGCCGCAGGGCGCAAUCCUCUCCCCGAUGCUUUUUAACAUCUUUAUGCGUCCCCUUGCCCGGAUUGUCCAGAGCUUUGGGCUGGGCUGUCACCAAUAUGCUGAUGACACUCAGCUCUAUCUGCUGAUGGAUGGCCACACUGACUCGGCCCCGGACACACUGACCAGAUGCUUGGAAGCUGUGGCUGGAUGGUUUCGUGGGAGCUGAUUGAAACUAAAUCCUUCGAAGACAGAUGUCCUAUGGCUUUGAUUUGAUGUUUAAAUCACAGAUAUGCUGGAGUUCCAGUCGGCAGGCCUUUCUUGGCAGCCGCUGAUAAUGAGGCAAUGAGGUUGCUUUGAGAGCUAAUCCAGGCUCUUUCCACUUCCUGAGGUAUCCCCUCAAUAGUGCCAAGAGUUCCCUGCUAGCUCCCUCUUAUACCUCCAAACCCCCAAAUUUGGAGUUUUUCCUUUCCCCUUCUUCUGUACCGCCAGUUUCCAAAAGACUGUUCAGAUUCCUCAAGCUAACAUCUUUUAAUCCCAAAGGACAGCUGGAUACAGUAGUUUUUAACUGGUAUCCAAAAGAAGGGAACAGUUCCCAAAGUCAGAGCCAAUUUGUAACUACGUCUCCAUGGCUGUAAGCAGUUCCUUAUCUCCCACUGUUUUGGCUCCUCAGGAAGGAUGAAAGAGACGGAUCCUGCAAAGCUAGUGAGGAUGGAAGGAGGAAGAUGGACAGUUGACCUGGUCAGGUUGUCUCCUGCAUCCCUCCCCACAACCUCUGAGCGUUCCCUCCCAGGGACCUCCGAGAGAUCUGGUGAGUCCCAGGGGAGUGGAGAUGGGGACCUGGAUGGACGGAGCCAGAGAGGUAUCAGGGCUUGCUCAGUUUGGGGGUGGGAGGAGGCAGGCAGGCGGAUGGAGAUGGAGAAGGGGAGCACCUUUUCGGGCUCCCCCACCUGCCUGCCUGCGCCUUUGUAAUCUGCAGGCAUUUUGAGCUAGGAAUACAGUCGUAUAGUUCUUGAAGUCUCUUCGACUUCCGAGGCGCAACUUUUAAUUGGCUCUUGCAAUGGGAAGAGCUGAUCUGAAGCUGACGCCACAUCACUUUCUCUCCCUGGCACCGCUGGACCAGCCCUCUGCUUCCCUUUCCCUCAGGUGAAAUCCCCAAUGGAGUAGGAAUCACAAGCGACCGUGGGUUUUCUUUGGGAAAACAGAGUAGGACUGUCAGAAGCUUUGUAAGAUUAAAAUAUCACUUAUUUAUGCCGAACAAUGUUAUGAGAUAGGUAUUGAUGUAACUGAAAAAAGAAACAAAACAGAAUGCAAUUAAUUGGUAAACUAUUAGACGUGAUAGAAGGAAGUCACAAAGCUCAAUUGAGCAGAAGAUGUUAAGAUAAAAGAUAUGAUGAGAUGUGUCUAUAUGUUAAAAAAAAUCUUUGGGAAAACAGGUUGCAAACAAACCUUAUUAUAACAGAUGUAAACAAGGAGUUUUGGUUCUUCUUCCACAGAAAUGGAACAAACAGUGCUGUUUAUUAUUUUCUGUUAACAUGAAUACGGAUUCAAGUUAUAGGCUGUAUGCUGUUUAGGCUUAAGGUUACUUCUUUUACACAUUUUCCAUGGAUCAGGCUUAUCCACACACAUUUCUGGAACCGAAUCCUGAAAUCCUGAUCCUGCGUCCUCCGUGUGUUGCCUUUUUCUUUUCUUUUUGGAAUAACUUUUAUUUGCUUUUAAAAACAAGGAUCAUAGGACCACUAAAUGGUGCAAAUAUGUAGACCACGGGUCGGCAAUCUAUGUCCUACGGGCCGCAAGCGGCUCAUAGGGGUCAUUUAACUGAGCUGCCCCCAAACCGAGCCGUCCGCUCGGUGAGUCCUGUGUGUACACACUUGAUCCUGCCCACGGAGUGAUCUCCAUGAGAGUGAACCAGGCCAGGCGAGGUAAAGCUUGCCGACCCCUGAUGUAGACCCAGUCUUCUCAUGUCAUUUGUAUAUCUCAAAACUAGCAGAAUCUAUUUGCAGGAAUAUCUGUAACGUACGAUUCAUCAUUAGUGGUCAGUGUGUGAGUUCUGGGUUCAUGAAAUGUUUUAAACUGGAACAAAAAAUAGGGAAACAGGAGAGAACAGAGAGCAUUCAACAUUGCAUAGCUGAAUGCCUAGUCAGGAGCUCUUGCGGCUGUUGUGUUUAGAUUAAGUGUGAGUUAUAGUCAUUUUUCCUCUUCUGUUACCAAUGAAAUAAUACGGAGUUGGUCUCCUCAUGAACACGGGAGGGGGGGUUCAAACUGAAGAAAGUGAUUUAUGUAUAAAUUUAAAUUUAGACCAAUCAGAUUGAGGCAACUGCUGAUGGGGUGUAGGUUUCACAGACAAGGCAUGGAUGUUAAUGGAUCCUGACCCAAGAGUUCUGCAUAAGGAAGUAAAGGAGGAGAAUCCUGGGAUCAUGGACAGUCUGACCCCUUCUCUCCUUCUGUAAUCUUCAUAGAACUCUAAACCGAUGGUUGCCAUUAAUUUCAUUCUGAAUUGAUUCUAGAAUGUAUUUUAAUUACCGUAUUUUUUGCUCCAUAAGACACUUUUUUCUUCCUAAAAAGCAAGGGGAAAUGUCUGUGUGUCUUAUGGGGUGAAUGCAUGGUCCUUGGAGACGAAUUGCCCAGGGGCAAAAAGCAGAUCAUGUUUUUCUUUUUCUUUUUUGAAAGAGGGAAGUGGGUGUUGAAACAAAGCCACUGAUCAGCAAGCGAUCCGGAGCGAGAUAAGGGAUGCUAGCAAUAAAGAAGGCUGCCUGGGAGGGGGGAGGUAAAGACAGCAAACUUGCAAGGAGAGGAGACAGGAAGACUAAAGCAAUGAGGAGAGUAAUUAGAAGAAAGGGAGGAGCAAAGAACUGCUGCAGCUAAGGAAAAGAAUUUUUUAAUUCAUUAACAUCGUUCAGUAAUCUGGUGCUUCCUUUCUUCCUGAGGCUCUAAUUAGCUUCUCUCUGUUGGCUAUUUGCAGUAUGGUAGCGCUGCAGAGAGCUUGCUGGGGAGACCAUGCAUUAAAAAGGGACUCAAAAAUAACUUAAACAAGGUUUUAAUAAGAAAAAGAAAAACUCCAUUUACACUAAAUACAUCAACAAACAAACAUGACCCAACCACCAACCCAUCCCCCAGGGUGAUGGGAGAGUUAGGUGCUGCUCCUUAUAUACUACACCCAAUUGCUGACACAGCUUAAUCAAUACAACUCAGCAGCACCUGCUAUGUUUCACAGCUGUAAAGCUGGGUCUCGUUAUUUUGCUCUGGCCCUUGCUCUGGCCCCUUAAAGACAUACACAUCGGGUGGAACAAUGAUGAACCUUUACAUUUAAAGUAACCAUUCAACACUCUCUUCAUUGCAGAUGGUGAUGAAUUGGAAGGGAAGAACAAAGGGGAUCACAACAGAAUCCACAUAGUGGAGAAGUCAAAUAAAUAUUCAGGGUGUGGAGAGAACAUCCGUCAGAGCUCCCAGUGCACCUCCCAUCAAGGACACAGCUUCAUUCGGAGGCAUAGCCUUACUUCACACGAAAGAACUCACAGUGGAGAGAAAUUGCAUCAGUGCUUGGAAUGUGGAAAGGGCUUCCGUCGGAAGGAUUCUCUCAUUUCCCAUCAAAGAAUUCAUACAGGAGAGAAACCCUAUCCGUGCUUGGAAUGCGGAAAGAACUUCAGUCAGAGGAGCAAUCUGACAACCCAUCAAAGGAUUCAUACAGGGGAGACACCCUAUAAGUGCUUGGAAUGUGGAAAGAGAUUCAGACAGAGCUCAGAGCUCACUUCCCAUCAUAGAAUUCAUACAGGGGAGAAACCCUAUCAGUGCUUGGAAUGUGGAAAGAGAUUCAGAUUGAGGUCAGAGCUCACUUCCCAUCACAGAAUUCAUACCGGGGAGAAACCCUAUCAGUGCUUGGAAUGUGGAAAGAGAUUCAGACUGAGGUCAGAGCUCACUUCCCAUCACAGAAUUCAUACAGGGGAGAAGCCCUAUCAGUGCUUGGAAUGUGGAGAGAGCUUCAGACAGAGUAGGAAUCUGACAACCCAUCAAAGAUUUCAUACAGGGGAGAAACCCUAUCAGUGCUUGGAAUGUGGAGAGAGCUUUCGUGAGAGUCGAUUACUCGCUUCCCAUCGAAGAAUUCAUACAGGGGAGAAACCCUAUGAGUGCUUGGAAUGUGGAAAGGGCUUUAGUGAGAGUCGAUUACUCGCUUCCCAUCGAAGAAUUCAUACAGGGGAGAAACCUUUUCAGUGCUAUGAAUGUGGAAAGAGCUUCGCUCAUAGGAACAAUCUCACUUCCCAUCAAAGCAUUCAUACAGGGGAGAAACCUUUUCAGUGCCUUGAAUGUGGAAAGAGCUUCACUAACAGGGCCAAUCUCAUUUCCCAUCAAAGCAUUCAUACAGGUCAGAAACCAUAUAAAUGCUUCGAAUGUGGAAAGAGCUUCAGUCACAACUACAGUUUCAAUAUUCAUCAAAGAAUUCAUACAGGUGAGAAACCCUAUCAGUGCCAGGAAUGUGGAAAGAGCUUUCGUGAGAGGGGAAAACUCACUGCUCAUCGAAGAAUUCAUACAGGGGAGAAACCCUAUCAAUGCUUGGAAUGUAGAAAGAGCUUCACCCAAAGGGCCCAUCUCCUGAUCCAUCAAAAAACUCAUACAGGUCAGAAACCCUAUCAGUGCCAGGAAUGUGGAAAUAGCUUUCGUGAGAGGGGAAAACUUGCUGUUCAUCAAAGAAUUCAUACAGGGGAGAAACCCUAUCAAUGCUUGGAAUGUAGAAAGAGCUUCAGUCGGAAGGAUGCUCUCACUUCCCAUCAAAGAAUUCAUACAAGGGAGAAACCCUAUCAAUGCUUGAAAUGUGGAAAGAGCUUCAGUCAGAGGCACAGUCUCACUUCCCAUCAAAGAAUUCAUAAAGGGGAGAAACCCUAA